CGGAACCGCCAUCUUGAAAUACGUACGGCACAUCCUCCCCUUUUUACGUUGCACGGAGAGGGUCUUAGACCAGAGAAGGGGGUCGUUUGGCCCUAGUAUUCACAUUAAGUGAUCGGAAACACGAUAAUUUAACAGCAAUGUCAAAACAAAGCAUAAUGGACCGCGUAACAGCGGCAAAACACAGCAUUGCAGGCCAAGGAUUGGCCAAGGUUGUGUGUAAAGCCACUACCGAGGAGGUGAUGGGACCCAAAAAGAAACAUUUAGACUAUUUAAUACAGUGUACAAAUGAACCUAAUGUCUCCAUCCCCCAGCUAGCUGAUCUUCUAAUCGAACGCACCCAACACCAGAGCUGGGUCAUUGUAUUCAAAGCCCUCAUCACCACACACAACCUAAUGAACUAUGGAAACGAAAGGUUUACACAGUACCUGGCUUCCAAUAAUUGCUCCUUUAACCUGGCGCAGUUCAUCGACAAACAGGGAGUUCAAGGGUAUGACAUGUCAACGUUCAUAAGAAGGUAUUCCAAAUAUUUAAAUGAGAAAGCUGUCUCCUAUCGUCAAAUGGCCUUUGAUUUCUGCAAAGUCAAAAGAGGCAAGGAUGAUGGAUUAUUGAGGACAAUGAAUGCAGAUAAGCUUUUAAAGACCUUACCAGCGCUUCAGAAGCAGUUAGACUCACUGUUAGAAUUUGAUUGUGCUCCAAAUGAGCUUACCAAUGGUGUGAUCAACGCCUGUUUUCUUCUGAUGUUUAAAGACCUGAUAAGAUUGUUUGCUUGUUAUAAUGACGGCAUCAUUAAUUUAUUAGAAAAAUACUUUGAUAUGAAUAAAAAGCAGUGCAAAGACGCUCUCGAGAUAUACAAGAGAUUUUUAGUGCGGAUGGAUAAAGUAUCGGAAUUCUUGAAAACGGCGGAAAAUGCUUCAAAAAAUCCCCAUCAGAGUGUGGGUAUUGACAAAAGUGACAUACCAGACCUGGCUAAGGCCCCCUCCAGUCUCCUUGAUGCCUUAGAGCAGCAUUACCAGUCACUAGAAGGAAAAAAAGGGGUGACAACUCCAGUCAGCGGCUCCAAGCCGGUGGGUUUUGCAGCAGCAAUUAGCACAAUUUCUAAUAACACACCAACAAUAAAUGUCUCGGAGGAGGAACGUCAGCGAAUCCUGGACGAGGAAAACGCCCGCCUCCAACAGCUCAAGGAACAGCUUGGCAAGAGCACUGCUGACUCUCCAAUUAAGGAGCAGAGACUAAAGGAGCUAGGGCAGUCUCCGCAGACCCCCUCCAAUAACCCAUUCACCACCCAGACACAGAACGGGACCAGUGAUCUGCUGGGGUCCCCCUCUAAGUCGGCCCAGCCCCCCUCAGCCAGCGACGACCUACUCAGUCUCACGGGGAACCCUUUUGUUCAGAACGUACAGAACGUCAUGGCCAUGCAGACGGCGACACAAGCCAUGAGUCAACCCAACUCCUUUGCCCAGUGGAAUAAUACACCGAAUCCCAGCAUUCCUGCUACGAGUGGUUUGUUCACGUCCGAUGCCGAUUUUGAGAAAGUGUUCCCAAACCAAUCCACCACCACAUCUACGGACCUGCUGUCUCAAGAGGACACUCUAGAAUCUCUAGAUCCCCUUAAGCCCACCUCCCAGUUGUCGACGGUAACCACCAAUAGCGGGCUGGCGUCCGGGGGGAUCUUUAGUGUGGAUUGCGCUGUAGAAGACAACACAUCUCUGUUGUCCUCCUUUGGGAGUUCUGACGUAGCAGGCCUCGCUUCCUUUGGGAGAGGAACAAACGUCCAGGGAGCUGGUUGUCCCAGUCCUACCAUUGGAAACAUCGGUUCUGUAGGUGGUCCCAGUCCUACCAUUGGAAACAUCAGUUCUGUAGGUGGUGCAGGAGCCACGGCGAUGGGAACCACCUCAGUCUACUCUGGGCCACCAAUGCCUGCUAGUCCAGCCCUCCAGCACAGAAGCUUGACUCCUACCUUUAAAGAUUCAGCUCCAGGACGUGUAAGCCCCGCCCUUGUUUCCACUGACCAAUCAGGAUUUGAUGCUUUUGGUGAAGUCUUAAAACCAACAGCCACUGUAGACGGGGUGAACAACACAAGGAAUGAAAAACUCAUCAACAAAGACCUCGACUCCAGUCUCUCACAACUGGCGGGCAACCUUAAUAUCAAAGGCUCAGGGUCACAGGUCAAAAAACAACAGCAUGACUGGCAGCCAAAGGGUGAGCAGAAGAAGACGGGGGGUCAGAACUGGCAGGGAGUGACCCCCGGGGUAUCGUCCACCACCUGGACCACCCCAAGCUACGGUCAACCCAUGGUAAAUAGUCAGCCCAAUUUGACUAACCAGUCUACCAUGGUUAACUCUCAGCAGCCUGUGAUGAUGGCCCCUGUUAUGGGAUAUGGUGUACAACCAAUGAUGCAGCAACCAGGUAUGAUGGGCAUUAGACCAAUGGGUAUGCAACCAGGGAUGGGAAUGCAACCUGGCAUGGGGAUGCAGCAACCCAUGGGAAUGCAGCAACCGAUGAUGUACGGAAUGCAACCUGGCAUGGGAGCCAUGAUGUCACAGCCACGCCCACCUGCACAAACCAAUCAGGAUCCAUUUGGAGCAUUAUGAAAAUUGUCAUGUUAUAUCCAUCAUUCAGGAAGAGACUUAGUCGUGUGAGUGUUUGUGAACCAGAUUAGGGCAGGGAACAAGUGUAUACAUCAUUGCCAUGGCAACCAUGAACUUUUACAUUCCUACUCAAAUCCAUAUCUGAUCUAUGCACAUGAAAAAAAUGGCUCUCAAAUAUGGCUUUAUCCAAAAACAGUAUACUGUAUGAAAGGUCAAGGACAUAAUUAUGUAGCAUGACCUCUGACCUACCAGUACUACAGUAACUGUAAACUACAUAGAAACUCGUAGAACCAGAGGCCAGCUAGUCAUUCAGUUGUGCAAUUGUGAGGAGGCCAUUGUAACGGUUUUGUUAAUCUCAUCCCCUGUGUCUGAGAGAGUGUGAGCUGAGAACCCAAAUCACGUCAUUGUGUUACAGUCAUGUCAGCAAGUCAAAAUCACGUGUAUAUAAUUACAAUGUUACUGCGUAGUCCAGAAGUCAGCAUCACACACAACAGAAGUGUUAGUCAGGAGAGAAAGAGAGAAUGGUUGUGCUUUUAUUCUGUUGGCAUGGUAACUGUUACCAUGGCUAUGUUUAUGCCAUGACCUCAUACUUUUCUACUGCACAUUUAGGUUGUUUGUUUCUGAAUUGAUUGCAGAUCUAGAUGAAGCCAGCAUGUUAGGUUUGAAGAUUGUUUACAACAAUGUAUUUAAAUCAAGUAGUAAGCUGUAACAAGUGAUGGAUGGUCAUUCAUUUCUGUUAUAAACUCUCGUAUUGUGUGAGUGCUAAACAAAUUCAUUGUUAUCAUUUUUUGUUGCAAUGUUUAUCCUGUGUUAUACUGGUAUAAAUGGAAAUAUUAAUGUUAAGUUUUAGUAUAAUGGUGCCCAAAAUACAUUAAAAUAAUAUUAAUAUAUACACAUAUUAUUCAAUGUUGUAAAAUUAUUUAGUGGAAUGUACUUUAUGUAAAUAUCAAUAUUAGGAGAAUUGUUGGUGAAUUUUAAAUUGAUGUCAAAAUGUGUUGGUCACUCCAAUAUAGAGGUCAUGGUCAGUUUUAGAUGACUGUGGCCGUUUUCUGAUCCCUCAAAUGUAGUUUGGACUCUUACAAGUUUUAAGGUAGCGCCUUAGUGGUCCUAGUUCCUUCAUUAUGCAGAACUUCAAUUAUCUGUGAUUGUUUAUUAGCACAGACACCUGUAUCAAAGAACAUCAACCCAGACACAUUCCAGACAGUCACAAAUCUUACACUUGAUUAAUUCAAAUGUUCUACAGAAACACAGAGCCAUCCUGGAUUUGGUUUAUAGCUAUUACCACUGUUCUUAAUAUGUAUAGUUUGGAUUUCCAUGUCAAAAUCUGGGAGAAAUUUGUAGUGUGGACUCCCUACAAUUAAUAUAGAUAAAAUGUCUUAUUAGAAUAUAGUAAAACGAAUCCAAUUUAAAGCAAAUAGAUUGUCAUAAUGAAUUCCAGUUUUUUGUGACAUAUUUGGCCAUGAUUUCUUAAGCAAGCAAAUAAAUUGUAACAGAAGAAGUAAAACUAAGUCAAGUGAGUGGAAAUUCCACCACAACUUCUGUCUAAACAAUGCAUGAAAACAUUCUGACUUUAUUUCUGACAAAUGAAAAAUGACCGAUGCUGCCAUAAUAAAUGUGAUAUUUUAGGAUCUGUUUGAGAACUUUUGUACAGAACUAUAGCAAGUUUCGUUCAGAUCUGUGUGAGAACUUUUGUAGAGAGCUGUAAGUUUCUGUUGAUCAGAUGUAGUUGCUCUAGACACAAUAAACUCAUUCUGCAUCUGGGAAA
Molecule: messenger RNA, 4353 nt
Organism: Saccostrea cuccullata (small rock oyster)
Lineage: Eukaryota; Metazoa; Mollusca; Bivalvia; Ostreida; Ostreidae
Product: phosphatidylinositol-binding clathrin assembly protein LAP-like
Exons: 24
Coding region: 138-2591 (817 amino acids)
Biological process (GO): clathrin coat assembly; clathrin-dependent endocytosis; synaptic vesicle budding from presynaptic endocytic zone membrane
Cellular component (GO): synaptic vesicle; clathrin-coated pit; extrinsic component of presynaptic endocytic zone membrane
Molecular function (GO): phosphatidylinositol-4,5-bisphosphate binding; clathrin heavy chain binding; 1-phosphatidylinositol binding
Source: RefSeq, a predicted model, not a curated record